AUGGGGCAGAACCGGACAAGAAAAAGCUGGCCAUGGCCGGAAUCCGACACCAGUUACUGCUACUCCUUCGCCGCCGUCACCGUCUAUUUCCUCUGGUCUCCGCAUUCUCCGGCUGUCUCCUCCUCCUCCUCCUCUUCUCCUUUUCUUUUCCUCCUAGGAACAAUAAAAUUGCCGUGGAAUCCAAGCUUCUUGUACCCGAAAAUGGGGGAAAAUCGGAUCGCCAUUUAUGGAGCUCUAAAUUGUCCAACUCUUAUUAUGGAUGCAGCAAUGCCACUGAGACCUUUCAAGACGAGUCAAACAGAUCGAUAUUUACUGAUCGUUACAAGCGGAGGGUUAAACCAACAGCGAACAGGGAUAAUAGACGCUGUGGUUGCGGCUUACAUCCUAAAUGCCACUCUUGUGAUCCCUAAACUGGACCAAAAUUCAUACUGGAAGGAUACCAGCAAGUUCGAAGAAAUAUUUGACGUUGAUUGGUUCAUUUCGCAUCUCUCCAAAGAUGUCAAGAUCAUCAAGGAGCUUCCUAAAGGAGAAGAGUCAAGACUCAUUGGCCUACAGUCCAUGCGUGUUCCCAGGAAAUGCACACCCUCUUGCUACCUGCAGCGUGUUUUGCCCGUUCUUAAGAAGAAGCAUGUUGUGCAGCUCUCUAAAUUCGAUUACAGGCUGGCUAACCAGCUGGAUACAGAGCUACAGAAGCUGAGGUGUAGAGUAAACUACCAUGCGGUAAGAUAUACGGAGAAUAUCAACAAGAUGGGCCAAAUUCUGGUUGACCGGAUGAGAACCAAAGCCAAACACUUUGUUGCCCUUCAUCUCAGGUUCGAACCUGAUAUGCUGGCCUUCUCUGGAUGCUAUUACGGGGGAGGUCAGAAAGAGAGACUUGAACUCGGAGCUAUGAGAAGAAGGUGGAAAACUUUACACGAGGCAAACCCUGACAAGGUACGGGAGCAUGGAAGAUGUCCCCUGACUCCGGAGGAGAUCGGUCUGAUGCUCAGGGGCUUAGGUUUUGGGAAAGAAGUUCACUUGUAUGUUGCAUCAGGGGAGGUAUACGGAGGGGAUGCUACACUAGCACCAUUGAGAGCUCUGUUUCCAAAUCUCCAUACAAAGGAGACACUGACCUCCAAGAAAGAACUGGCUCCGUUUGCACGCUUCUCUUCACGCAUGGCAGCUCUUGACUUCAUCGUCUGUGAUGAGAGCGACGCAUUUGUCACCAACAACAACGGCAACAUGGCUAGAAUCUUAGCUGGAAGAAGGUAA
Eruca vesicaria subsp. sativa (arugula) is the source of this 1251-nucleotide messenger RNA. Lineage: Eukaryota; Viridiplantae; Streptophyta; Magnoliopsida; Brassicales; Brassicaceae. The record is from the annotation of a GenBank genome assembly.